CUCAGAUCCAUGGCCGAAGUACAAAACGGCUACGCCAACCAUAAACUCAACUUCGAAGUGAUUCGCUCACCAGCAGUGAUAUUACACCCCGCCGGAGAGAUUCCUGCGGGCGGCCCCGCCACCUACUUCCUAUCUAACCUCGACCAGAACCUCGUGGUCAUGAUGAAGACGAUAUACUGCUACCCUGCGAGCGGCCGCCGGAGCACCGAACGCGCGGCCGAGGUCCUGAGAACAUCGCUGGAAAAGGUGCUUGUUUAUUUCUAUCCCUUCGACGGCCGAUUCGGCGUGGACGAGGGAGGGAAGCUCGUCGUGCGGAUGAACGGUGGUGGAGUGCCGUUCGUGGAGGCUGCUGCGGAGUGUGAGAUGGAGGAGUUGGGUGACGUGUCUUUGCCGGAGCCGGCCAGGCUGGGAGGGUUGAUUUAUUGUCCUCCGGCUGAGAGUAUAUUUGAAACGCCGCUGUUAACGAUCCAGGUGACGAGAUUCAAAUGCGGCGGCUUUGCCCUCGGCAUGGCCAUGAGCCACUCCCUGGCCGACGGCCUCUCCACGGUCGAAUUCCUUCAUUCCUGGGCCGAAAUCGCCCGGGGCCUCCCACUGUCUCUCCCGCCGUUUCUCGACCGCUCCAUCUUAAAAUCCCGCCGGCCGCCGGCUGUAGAAUUCCCCCACCCGGAGUUCUCCGACCUCGCCGGCUCUCUCUCCACCUCGGACUCAUUCUCCUCCAUCCCCCUCAUCCACAAAAGCUUCACCUUUGACGCUGAUAAACUCUCUCGCCUCAAGCUUCUCGCUACAGCCAAUGGCGAAUCACCGCCGCCGACCAGCUUCGCCGCCCUCACUGGUCUGGUCUGGCAUGCCCGGACCAAAGCGCUGAAAACGCCUUCCUCCGAUCCAACCAAGCUUCUAUUUGCGGUCGACGGCCGGAACCGGCUCAACCCUCCGCUCCCGACCGGGUUCUUUGGUAACGGCAUCGUCUUCGCCUGCUGUAUUUGCCCGGCCGGGGAGCUGGUUGAUAAGCCGCUGAGCCACGCGGUCCGGAUAAUCCAAUCCGCUGCCCGAGAAGUAACGGAUCGGUCUAUUAGGUCCGCCGUCGACUAUUUUGAGCUGACCCGAGCUCGGCCGUCACUUGCUGGUACGCUUGUGCUGACAGCCUGGACACGGCUUGGGUUUGGAGCUACAGAUUUCGGGUGGGGCAGCGCGGCUCAGACCGGACCGGCGGAGCUCCCUACCCGGGAGGUGGCGCUCCUCCUUCCAGAGAACAAUGGCGGUAAGGGCACCGUUAUGGUUCUCGGACUCCCAGCCUCGGCCAUGAACGAAUUUGAGGAGAUGAUGAAGUUCUAAUUGCAAACACAGCUUAUUAAGAAAUUAUGGAAAGUUUAGUUUAAAUUAUGUUUAAUAUGAAUAGUAGAUAUUGGACUUCCAUUAUAUUUUAGAAGAAAAAAAAGUUCUGUAUACUCCGAUAUAAAUUAUUUGAUUUUAUUUGCUUUAA
Messenger RNA from Dendrobium catenatum, 1480 nucleotides. RefSeq names its product omega-hydroxypalmitate O-feruloyl transferase. The record is from RefSeq and is a predicted model, not a curated record. NCBI's taxonomy places the organism in Eukaryota, Viridiplantae, Streptophyta, Magnoliopsida, Asparagales, Orchidaceae. Gene Ontology annotation, molecular function: acyltransferase activity, transferring groups other than amino-acyl groups. The coding region runs from base 10 to 1332 and encodes 440 amino acids. The transcript has 2 exons.